Molecule: messenger RNA, 1245 nt
Organism: Pimephales promelas (fathead minnow)
Lineage: Eukaryota; Metazoa; Chordata; Actinopteri; Cypriniformes; Leuciscidae
Gene: lzic
Product: leucine zipper and CTNNBIP1 domain containing
Molecular function (GO): beta-catenin binding
Source: RefSeq, a predicted model, not a curated record
ACCAUACUAGUGUGCUAACAAACCACACCUUAGCAACUGAACUGGUUUUAGGAACCUAAACAUAAACGUAAUUUUGUCUUUAUCAGUUGUACCUUUAUUGGAGAAAAAGGUACGGAUAAAGAAUGGCUUCUCGGGGGAAAUCAGAAACAACCAAACUGAGACAAAACAUGGAAGAACAGUUGGACCGGUUAAUGCAACAGCUCCAAGAUUUAGAGGAGGUCAGAGAAGAGCUUGAAGAAGAGGAAUACGAAGAAACCAAAAAAGAGACACUAGAACAGUUGAGCGAGUUCAAUGAGUCAUUGAAGAAGUUGAUGUCUGGGAAUAUGACACUAGUUGAUGAAUUGGGAGGAAUGCAGCUGGCGAUCCAAGCUGCCAUCAGUCAGGCAUUCAAGACACCUGAAGUUAUUCGGCUGUUUGCUAAAAAGCAGCCAGGGCAACUGAGAACGAGACUCGCUGAGAUGGACCGUGAUGUGAUGGUUGGAAAGCUCGCUCGAGAUGUGUACACUCAGCAGAAAGUGGAGAUCCUCACGGCUCUGAGAAAACUUGGCGAGAAGCUCACAACAGAGGAUGAAGCAUUUCUUGCUGCAAAUGCUAGUGCCACUCUGAGCCACUUUGAGAAGGUGACAGCGAGCCUGGGAUCCGAAGAUAAGAUACUGGCAUUGGCCAGUUCUGGAGUUGGGAAGACCCAAACAUAAGUCUGGUUUACUAGGAUUUAAUUUUUUUUUUUUUUUUGUGAGCGUGGCCUAAAUGCUGUCUGUGAGUUUUACCGUUUUUAUUUGUUUUUAAUUUGCAAUUUCAACACUUUCUACACCCAACCUAAAGUAUCUAUGUUGGGAGUCAUCAUGAAAGUUAUUUUGUAUUGUAUACUCCGAAUACAUUUUAUGUUUGAUUGUACAUUCUUAUUUGGGUACAGUGAAAAAAAGUGUUUACAGUUUUUCAGUGAAAUGUCUCAAACAUUUACACAUGAAAGCACAUUUUAGAAUAGCUCUUAUUUUCUGAAUACAGAGAGGUAAGUUUGCCUUUAUUCAAAAUGGUCUUGAUUAUUUUUUAUUUCUACUAAUCGUUAUUAAUUUAUUAACCUUAUUAUCAAGUUUUCUGCCAAUAAGCCUUUUGGUAAUAGUAUUUGAUAGUAACACUGUAAUUACUAUGCAUUUUAAUUUUCGUUUGUCAUUACUUUUUUUUAACCAGUGUGAUGUUUGUAAAUAUUUUGUAGUUCGAAUAUAUUUGGCGAUCAACAUCUGAAAA